Phragmites australis (common reed) is the source of this 2180-nucleotide messenger RNA. Its product is annotated as rhamnogalacturonan I rhamnosyltransferase 4-like. The transcript has 8 exons. The record is from RefSeq and is a predicted model, not a curated record. Gene Ontology annotation, cellular component: cytoplasm. Lineage: Eukaryota; Viridiplantae; Streptophyta; Magnoliopsida; Poales; Poaceae. The coding region runs from base 109 to 1647 and encodes 512 amino acids.
ACACGGUAACGACCGCUCCUGCGCUCGUCCUCGUCCACGACCAGCACCACCACCACUAGUGGCGAGCCCGGCAGAAAACCGCUGUUCCAGCACGAAGAAAAAGCCCCCAUGGCCAAGCCGCCGGCGAUCCGCCGCCGCAUAGGAGGCGCCGGGCUGCUCCGGUGGGCGGCGCGGGUCGCGUCCAGCAUCGUGGUCUGGACGCUGCUCCUCCACCUCUGCGCAUUCCUCGGCAUUCCCCGCCCGCCGCUGCCCGUCGCGCGGCCCUCCUGCCUGGGCGGCCGAAACAACUCCACCGCGGCCUCCGCCGCAGCCGUGGUUGCCGCGGGGGAGGUCGAGCACCUUGCGCCUCCGGCUCUGCCUCGCAGGAGACUUUACAAGAGUAAUGGCUAUCUUCUGGUUUCAUGCAAUGGUGGUCUGAACCAAAUGCGAGCAGCGAUUUGCGACAUGGUAACUGUAGCACACUAUUUGAAUCUGACUAUGGUGACACCUGAACUUGAUAAGCAAUCCUUCUGGGCUGAUCCUAGUGAUUUUGGAGAUAUUUUUGAUGUAAAUCAUUUCAUCGAUUCUUUGAGAGAUGAAGUGAAGAUUAUCAAAGAACUCCCGCAGAAGUUCAGUGGAAAAAUUCCGCUCUCAAUGCAACCAAUCAGCUGGUCUAGUGAGAAAUACUACCUGAGGCAGAUCUUGCCUCUAGUACGAAAGCACAAGGUGGUACGCUUUAGCAAGACAGAUUCUCGCCUUGCAAACAAUGGCCUUCCUCUGAAGCUCCAAAAGCUUCGCUGCCAUGUUAACUACAAUGCGUUGAGAUUUACACCAUCCAUUGAGGCUCUAAGCAAUAAGAUGAUCUCAGCUCUUAGAAAAACUGGAUCAUUUGUUGUGCUUCAUCUGAGAUAUGAGAUGGAUAUGCUUGCCUUCUCUGGUUGUACACAUGGAUGUUCUGAUGAAGAAACAUCAGAGCUCACAAGGAUGAGGUAUGCAUAUCCCUGGUGGAAAGAAAAGGAAAUAGACUCCGAGAAGAAAAGGCUUGAGGGAUUGUGCCCCCUUACACCUGGAGAAACAACACUAGUACUGAAAGCUCUUGGUUUUCCAAGGGGCACUCAAAUAUAUAUUGCAUCAGGUGAAAUAUAUGGUGGUGAAAAAAGGUUAGCUGCACUGAAGAUGGAAUUUCCUAACAUGGUACGGAAGGAGAUGCUUCUAUCUGAUGAUGAGUUACACCCCUUUCAGAAACACUCAACUCAAAUGGCAGCAUUGGACUAUCUUGUUUCUGUCGCAAGUGAUGUUUUUAUCCCCAGUACUGAUGGAAACAUGGCUAAAGUUGUAGAAGGACACCGCAGGUUUACGGGCUUCCACAAAACCAUACAGUUGGAUAGGAAGAAACUUGUUGAGCUUAUAGAUCUAUUUGAAGAUCAGGAGCUGUCCUGGGAUGAAUUCUCUGUUGCUGUCAAGGAGCUCCAUGAGGGCCGAAUGAGCCAGCCCACCAGAAGGAGAGUUAUUCCCGGACAGCCGAAGGAAGAGGACUACUUCUAUGCUAAUCCUCAUGAAUGCCUCGGGCCUGCAAUAAAGCGAAGGGAAAGGUUGAAACAUAUUGAUUUGAAUAAUGCAGUGCCUGGUAGAAUGGUAGAGAUAGAAGGCCAAAGUGAAAAGUGGUAAUGCGGUGCAAUUUUAAUAAUCGGAUAAGCUGGCUGCAGCAAUGGUGAAACAACCUUGGGCUUCCUCAUGUAGCUGACUUCUGCUCGUAUUUUUUGCCGAUCCUCGCCCUCAUGAAGUGCAAUUGUGUAAGUUGUAACCCUACUCUUGUCUGGUGAAGCUGAUCAUUCUGCCACCAAUUGAAUCUUCUGGUUGAUGAUCCACACGGAGGCUCUAGAGAAGGUUUUGGCAUCCAGAAAGUUGACAGCGAUAUUGGUUCCUGGAUUCAGAUUUUGCUGAUCCUGAUUCAUUUUCCCCUGCUACUGAGGUUUAUUGAUUGUAUAGUCUAAUGAACUGGAAAUGUCUCCUACAAAAAAUGAACUGGGAAAUGACACGUAUUAAUCUGUAGAUGUCAUGCUCUAGUUCAUUUUCUGUUGUGGUUGAACUUGUUCAUGUAUAGAAACUAACUUACAACUCUUACAAUAGAAAACAAUGUAAAUGCAGUGAUGAAUCCUAGCAUUGGCCUAAUGUUGGUAGCGUGCCUUUCUGCCUUACAA